AUGUAUUAUGAUCCUAUAAAAAAGGAAAAGAAAGAGGUCGAAAAAAAAGGAACUGCUAAGUGGGAUACAAGAAUAGAAGAGGUAGAAAGAAGAACAUUAGAAGUCAAUUUACUGCCUCCUUUUCCUCCCAGUAUAGUAAAUGAAUUGCGGAAUCCUAAAAAACCUUGGAGAUAUGAAUUGGCUGCUGUAUAUGAAGGUUUAUCACGGAUCAGAAAUGAUGAAAUUGGAGUUACAAUUGCUUAUGGAUUACAUUGGUCUUGUUAUGGAAUAUUACAUGCCUUAAUUACAGUUACUUUAUUUUAUUAUGGUUCAACAUUAAUUAAAAUGACGCAAAAAAGCUUUAUACUAUCAGGUGUUAUACCUGACGGAAGUCGAGAAAACAAUGUACAAUUACGUUUCUUUGGCGCUAGUAAUGAAAAUUCUGAUCCGAGCGAAAUUACUAUGAAACAUUUAAAAUUAAUAAAAAAUCUUCGAAAAAUCACUCUAUUAUCUCAAUUAUAUUAUGCUCUUUGUAGUAUAGGGGUUCCUUUGGCUUGUAUCGGUAUAAAUUUUUGCAUUAUACAAGCAGAAAUCCAUCCAUCUGGUUUGAUAGAUACAAUAGCAGACUUAUCUAGUUACUACCAUAGUCAAUCUGAAUCUAAUAGUAGUGAAAAUCCUUUGUAA
Entrophospora sp. SA101 is the source of this 663-nucleotide messenger RNA. Lineage: Eukaryota; Fungi; Glomeromycota; Glomeromycetes; Entrophosporales; Entrophosporaceae. The record is from the annotation of a GenBank genome assembly.